AUGACCGAACAUAUAGCUCGCCUCUUUGACCCUCUAGGAUUGUUAGGUCCGGUUGUUACUUCCGCUAAGCUCUUUAUGCAAGCUCUAUGGGGAUUAAAAAAUGACGACGGUACAUCCUGGGACUGGGACCAACAACUUCCACCUACGGCCAUAGACUUUUGGCAAACAUACCAUUCACAGCUCGUUCUGCUCAACGACCUUCGUAUAGACCGCUGCAUUCUAUGCUCGAAUCCCCCAACAGUGCAACUGCACAUCUUUUCCGACGCGUCUGAGCGUGCCUACGGCGCAUGUGCCUACAUCCGUUCAACAAAUUCAUCUGGUGUCAACGUCGCACUUCUAACAGCAAGAUCCAAGGUAGCACCUCUAAACCGCCAAAGCAUUCCUCGCCUCGAACUCUGUGGAGCCCAAAUUGCUUCGGAGUUGUAUCAAAAGAUCAUCACAUCGCUUCAACGUCCUCUUGAGACCUUCUUCUGGGUCGACUCAACUACCGUCAUCCACUGGCUCAAAUCACCACCGUCCACUUGGGUAACAUUCGUCGCUAAUCGAGUGUCGAAAAUACAACUGGCAACCGAAACCUGUUCAUGGAACCACGUCCCGGGAUCAGAAAACCCAGCUGAUUUGAUAUCACGGAGCAUGUCUGCCGACGCUCUUCUUCAAGACAACCUGUGGUGGAAGGGGCCAGACUGGCUGAAACACGACGCUCAUCAAUGGCCAUCGCAACAAAUUACUCCGAUUCAAAACGCCGACAUUCUCCGAGAAAUCAGAAAAACACCAGUCAUCGUAAUCACCGCAGCAUCUACAGAAUCAUUCAUCGACGAACUCACCGCUCGAUUCUCCUCCUUUCGUCGGAUGAUUCACACCAUUGCCUAUUGUAGACGGGUCACUCGAAACCGCAGGGUCAAGACAGCAACAACAUCCAGCAGCAAAGUUCUCACUUGCGAGGAAAUCGAAGAAGCGGAACACGUACUCAUCUCGCUCGUUCAACAACAAGCCUUCAGCAGCGAAUGGAUCAACCUACAAAAGAAGAAAUCUGUCCCGACAAGGUCUCGCAUCAGAUGGUUCCAUCCGUUCUUAUCCGACGACCAGAUCAUACGCAUCGGCGGCAGGCUCGAUCAAGCGCAACUGCCGUACAACACCAAACAUCAAGUUCUCCUCCCUGGCACGCAUCGGUUUACCAAACUACUGGUCGACUAUUACCACCGAAAACAUCUCCACGCAGCUCCACAACUCCUAAUCAGCAUUCUUCGAACCCGGUAUUGGGUAUUAGGGGCCAGGGAUCUGGCAAAAAGGGUCGUACACUCCUGCGUCAUCUGCUUCAGAGCACGGCCAAAACAUCUCGAGCAAUUCAUGGGUGAAUUGCCGGCAGCACGCGUCAACAUGGCCCGUCCGUUCUCAAUAACCGGCAUCGACUACUGGGGACCCGUCCUGAUUCAACCACCACACCGUCGAGCCGCUCCGAAGAAGGCUUACGUGGCAGUUUUUGUGUGCUUCUGCACCAAAGCUGUCCACCUUGAACUAGUCUGCGACCUCACCACAGCAAAGUUUAUCCAGGCCCUGCGUCGUUUCGUUUCUCGCCGUGGACUUUGCUUCGAAAUUUACAGCGACAAUGGCAGAAAUUUUGUGGGGGCGGCAAAUGAAUUGCGACAACUAGUUCGGAGCGAGGCCCACAAACAAGCAUUGGCUGAAGAGUGCACAACGAACGGCAUCAGGUGGCACUUCAAUCCACCGAAAGCUUCACACUUCGGCGGUCUCUGGGAGGCCGCAAUCUAUUCCGCCCAAAAACAUUUCACCCGUGUUCUCGGAAGCCACACUUUGCCAUACGAUGAGAUGGAAACCCUACUCGUUCAAAUCGAAUGCUGCCUGAAUUCACGACCAAUCUCACCGUUGAGCGAUGAUCCUUCGGACUACGACCCCUUAACACCCGGCCACUUUCUCGCUGGGACUGCCCUGAAAGCUGUUCCACAGACUGAUGUUUCUACGGUUCCAUCCAAUCGGCUCAAGCUCUGGCAGCAAACACAAAAGCUGCUACAAAACAUCUGGAAACGUUGGCAUCUGGAGUAUGUUUCCACCCUACAGCACCGUUCGAAGUGGUUAAAAUCUCCCGUCAUCAUCGAAAAGGGCCGCUUAGCAAUCCUCAAGGACGACGCUGCUCCACCGAUGACUUGGAAACUAGCCAGAAUUACGGAUCUUCAUCAGCGGUGUGUAGACUCGCUUCAGAAAGAAUCAUUCCGCUGA
This is a messenger RNA of Uranotaenia lowii, 2235 nucleotides long. RefSeq lists its product as uncharacterized. The record is from RefSeq and is a predicted model, not a curated record. The transcript has 2 exons. Gene Ontology annotation, biological process: DNA integration. The coding region runs from base 1 to 2235 and encodes 744 amino acids. Lineage: Eukaryota; Metazoa; Arthropoda; Insecta; Diptera; Culicidae. Gene Ontology annotation, molecular function: nucleic acid binding.